UAAACAUGAUUCCCUGAGACACACUGUGUCCCCUUGGCAUGGAUUGGAGAUGUGCUUCAUCUUCUUCAGAUGAUGAAGUGGGUGACAUGUUUCUCCGGCAUCCUUUUACACUAUGGUCGUACAGAAAGAUGACACCAUUUUCUAAGAACAUGGUUUCUGUCUCACUCUGGACAACAAUCGUAAUCAUAUUUGGUUCUCUUUGUGAUGGUGGCAAAAUCUUGGUGGUGCCUCUGGAGGGAAGUCACUGGGUGAACAUGGACAUCAUCCUCAAGGCUUUACAUGGUCGAGGACACAAUGUCGAUGUAAUGCGCACAUAUAACAGCUGGUUCGUCAAGGAGAACUCAACGUACUACAACUCUAUAAAUGUACCUAACACCAAAGGUAUCAAUGAAGAAUUUGUAAAGGACGUACUCAACAACAUGAUUGACUAUGAACGAGGAAAGAGUUCCUGGCUAGGCGGAGUAUGGCUGUUUUGGGAUAUGGUUAGAGCCAUUUAUGAAUCCCAUGAAAUGGUAUGUCAGUUUAUAACUAACAUAUUGGAAAGUGAGGAAAUUCUGAAAACACUGAUGGAAAAGCAGUACGAUCUGGUGCUCACUGAUCCGGGGUGGGGUGCAGGCAUUAUCCUGGCUCAUAAACUCAAGGUACCCAUGGUUUAUAAUGUGAGAUGGACCUCUAAUGGAGAGGGACACUUUGAAAUCGCUCCCUCACCAAUGUCUUACAUCCCUAUCACAGGAUCUAAAAACACAGACAAAAUGAAUUUCUUCCAACGAGUUGAAAAUAUUUUCUUCUAUUUGCUAAUGGACAUUCAGUGUAGCCGUUUUAAUCUGGCCCAGUACCAAGCAGUUUGUGACAAAUAUUUCGAUCCACCUGUACGCUUUCAGGAACUUCUCCAGGGGGCUGAUAUAUGGCUUAUGAGGGUUGAUUUUGUUUUUGAAUUUCCACGUCCAACAAUGCCAAAUAUCAUCUACAUUGGCGGCUUCCAGUGCAAACCAGCGAGCGCCCUUCCACAUGACCUGGAAAACUUCAUGCAAAGUUCUGGAGAGCACGGAGUCGUUAUCAUGUCUUUAGGGUCAUUUAUCAGUGUCCUACCAGAUGAGUUAACAGAAGAAAUAGCCUCUGCCUUUGCUCGUCUCCCUCAAAAGGUGAUUUGGAGAUACACUGGAAAAAGACCAUCUACUUUGGGCAACAACACAUUACUGAUUGACUGGAUGCCACAGAACGAUCUUCUAGGGCAUCCAAAGACCAAACUUUUUAUUGCUCAUGGUGGAACCAACGGGGUUCAAGAAGCUUUGUAUCAUGGUGUUCCAGUGGUUGGAAUCCCACUUUUUUUUGACCAGUACGACAAUCUUGUUAGAUUACAAAGUAGGGGAGGAGCCAAGAUAGUUACCAUUGCAACUUUAGAUAAAAACACAUUGCACGCGACUAUUCAGGAAGUAAUCAGUGAUCCAUCCUACAGGCUGAGCAUGCAAAGACUUUCUCAUCUGCACAGAGACACACCAGUUAAACCUUUGGACAGUGCCCUCUUCUGGAUUGAGUUUGUAAUAAGACACAAAGGUGCUGCUCACCUUCGUUCAGAAUCCUACAAACUGCCAUGGUACUCCUAUUACUCAGCAGAUGUUGCAGUUACAUUGUUCACAGUUGUUCUGAUAUUCAGUCUCUCCAUAUUUUUCACAGUUAGAUAUCUGUGUGUUAAGUGCUGCAGCAGAAAAAAGAAAACUGACUAACACAUUUGCAUAUGAAGUAGAUCAUUUACAACAAAUAUAAUAAUGUUUUGACUGUCUAAUGUGUGAAAAUAAAUAAAUGCAUACAUAUGGAUAAAUUUAAA
Labeo rohita (rohu) is the source of this 1825-nucleotide messenger RNA. It is a transcript of the gene ugt5c2, whose product is annotated as UDP glucuronosyltransferase 5 family, polypeptide C2. The record is from RefSeq and is a predicted model, not a curated record. Lineage: Eukaryota; Metazoa; Chordata; Actinopteri; Cypriniformes; Cyprinidae. Bases 39 to 1724 code for a protein of 561 amino acids. The transcript has 2 exons. Gene Ontology annotation, molecular function: UDP-glycosyltransferase activity.